CGACUGCGUUUCGUCAUCCGGUGUGUCAUUCAGGACACUUAUCCGAGGACGGGGCUUCAGGACUUAUACGACGGUACGGUUACACACGGACGACAAAAGAUCUAGCAGGAUGCGACCGGACUCACGUAGCGUCUCGUUCACGUUUCACCGGGAGGUGUUGAGCGUGCGAAACUCGCCGGAGAUGGUGCGGAGCUCGCGGAAUUUGCGUCAGCGGCUGCAAGAUCGAUUCGAGAAAGAACGGGGAACGUCCAACAACGAUGCGAAGGGGAAGUCGCACAAGGCGAAGGAAUCGAAGGAGUCGACCGACCGACCGUGGAACAACAUCAGCCUUGGCAACGUAUCCGCGGAUUCGAGGCGAGCGUUACGAAGCGGGGCCGAGAAGCUGUCCAGGACGAUAUCCUCCGUGCGUACUACUUUUGGCACGAUAUCCCAGAAAUUUAAGAGUUCCACACGAAGACGUCAACGAUUGGAAGAACAACAGUCUCCGUCCAACAUGCAGACACCUCAGACUCGCUCCCGUCAACUUUUAGGCCGUACGCCGACCAAACUCUACAGUCCCUUUGGCAUCGAAUCACCGAGACACGCCUGGAAUAAGGAGAAUGAAAUUAGCACGCCGGUACGUGCCUCGUCACCAGAGUGCAACAUGCGUUAUAUACACUGUAGACCGUUUCGUUUCACAAAAGUGAAAGGAUUCUCCAUGUUGAGAUAAGGGAAGAGCCACACGAGUCUUCUCUUCAAAGUUACUGCAUGUCGAUCUCUUUCUUCCUAGCGAACGCAGCCAGGUUUGCGUGCCUUGUGUGUAACAACAUUUAUAUAUCGAGGACAAUUUAUUUAUGUUCAGUCGCGAGUAACUCGCCACAAGCGACGCAAAUCCGUCAUUGAGUCAGCAAUGAUGUUUUUUUAUACAAAUAGGGUAGGACGGGGCUAUUCCGUUAGUUUCAAUCUUAUGGGCUUUCUACAUAAGUCUCAACUUUCUACUUAAAGAUAAAGACUUAA
This is a messenger RNA of Cyphomyrmex costatus, 996 nucleotides long. RefSeq lists its product as uncharacterized. The transcript has 2 exons. Lineage: Eukaryota; Metazoa; Arthropoda; Insecta; Hymenoptera; Formicidae. The record is from RefSeq and is a predicted model, not a curated record. Bases 110 to 709 code for a protein of 199 amino acids.